Messenger RNA from Helicoverpa zea (corn earworm), 885 nucleotides. It is a transcript of the gene Mnat9, whose product is annotated as alpha/beta-tubulin-N-acetyltransferase 9. The transcript has 4 exons. The coding region runs from base 233 to 817 and encodes 194 amino acids. Gene Ontology annotation, molecular function: N-acetyltransferase activity. The record is from RefSeq and is a predicted model, not a curated record. Gene Ontology annotation, biological process: protein acetylation. Lineage: Eukaryota; Metazoa; Arthropoda; Insecta; Lepidoptera; Noctuidae.
ACUCAAUGACCCACGUGCAACGUGACAGCAAAUAGCAAGAACACAAUCGAUCACAAUUUUGCAUCAAGUUGGAUCGACUUUAUAGUUUGCUAGCAACUACCAUCGAGCUACACGAUCCACCACUAUUGAUAGCAGUAAUCAAAAUAAAUGUCAAAAUUCGAAAAACAGACUUGAGCUGAGCCUGAAAAAACAGUGAAAUCAUCACCAACCAACCCAUUCAUAAUCAUUCAAGAUGAAAUUAAACAGUAACACUAAAAUAGUUGGAAAGAACUUGGUACUCGUACCAUAUAGAGAAUAUCAUGUGCCCAGGUACCACGAGUGGAUGCAAUCUGUAGAACUGCAGAAACUAACAGCAUCGGAACCAUUGACAUUAGAGGAGGAAUACGAAAUGCAAAGGUCUUGGCGUGAAGAUGAAGACAAAUGCACUUUUAUAAUAUUAGACAAAGAUAUUUAUGAAAAAAGUAAUGAUGAUACAGAUGCAAUGAUUGGAGACACAAAUAUAUUCAUAACUGACAAUGAGCUUGCAGCAGGUGAAAUAGAAAUUAUGAUAGCGGAGGAGUCAGCCCGUGGCAAAAAGUUUGGAUGGGAAGCUGUUAUUUUAAUGUUCCUUUAUGGAAUAAAACACAUAAAUAUAAAACUAUUUGAAGCAAAAAUAUCUCUGACUAACACUAUCAGUAUCAAAAUGUUUAAUAAAUUAGGUUUUCAGGAAAAGUCAGUUAGUGAAGUGUUCCAAGAAGUCACCUUGGAAAAGAAAGUAAAUGAUGAAUGGAUUAGAUGGUUGAAUGAACAAGCGCAAUAUGAAAUACAAACAUGUUGAUGCACAUUUACAUGUAUGUUAUUUUGCUUAUAUAUUAUAUUACCCUACAUUAUAACUACUAGCUGAAA